Dermochelys coriacea (leatherback sea turtle) is the source of this 2039-nucleotide messenger RNA. Its product is annotated as sulfotransferase 1 family member D1-like. The transcript has 7 exons. The record is from RefSeq and is a predicted model, not a curated record. The coding region runs from base 610 to 1320 and encodes 236 amino acids. Gene Ontology annotation, cellular component: cytoplasm. Gene Ontology annotation, molecular function: sulfotransferase activity. Gene Ontology annotation, biological process: sulfation. Lineage: Eukaryota; Metazoa; Chordata; Testudines; Dermochelyidae.
AGUAAGAGGUGAAGGAAAUGAGUUGGAUAGGCUGUCUCUGGGGAAGGGAAGCCAUGGUGGAGUAGAGCUAACUCCUGCAGUGGGUCCCUGGAGCAAGGGGCUAGGUGCUGAGGAAAGCAGCACUGAGCCUAUUGCUCCAGGAAGGGAGCAGAGCUGAUUAGAACUCAGUGGGGAACUACCAGGAGGAGGAGUGCCAGACCGUGGGGAGGGGCGGCACUGAAGCCUGAGAGAAAAUGAGUUAAAAGACUGUUUUCUGUUGCUCUUCUUGCCUGUGUUAUGCAAAUAAACCUUCUCAAAGGAGACUGGACAGGGCAGGGAGUGUUUGGAAGCUGGGGAGAAGCCAUGCCCUGUAACAAUGCUGUGCAUGGAAACAGAAUAAGACCACAAACUUCUUUGUCCUAGCAGGGAUGUGUUCAAAAAGUGACAAAAUAUUCUUUCCAUGUUGCUGUCUUACUAUCAUUUAGCCAUAGACUCUCCUGUUGCUAAAUGCAAUAGACUUCAUGGACUAACACUGGAGUGCCCUCACUCAGUGUUCAGGAAGGGAAAUUGCCAACUUGAUUCUGACCAACAUGAGCCGAAGGCACAACCUGGAUCAGUGAAAUUGUGGACAUGAUCUAUAACAACGGUGAUGCGGAGAAGUGUAAACGGGAUGCGAUUUAUGUUCGGGUCCCUUUCAUGGAGAUGAUCAUCCCUGGAAUUUCAAAUGGUGUCACAAAGCUGGCUGAAAUGCUCUCUCCCCGAUUAGUAAAGACCCAUCUUCCUGUUCAACUCCUUCCUGACUCCUUCUGGGAAAACAACUGCAAGAUCAUCUACGUUGCCCGAAAUGCGAAGGAUGUGGCAGUCUCUUAUUAUCAUUUCUACCAAAUGGCAAAGAUGCAUCCAGAGCCUGGCACCUGGGAUGAAUUCUUGGAGAAGUUUGUGACUGGGGAAGUUGUGUUUGGACCUUGGUAUGAUCAUGUGAAAGGCUGGUGGGAGAAGAGAAAGGACAAGCCGAUUCUGUACCUGUUCUAUGAGGACAUGAAAGAGGAUCCUAAGCGUGAAAUACAAAAGGUGUUACAGUUUCUGGGAAAGGACCUGAAGGAAGAUGUGGUGAAUAAAAUCCUUCAUCACACCUCAUUCGAGGAGAUGCAGAAGAACCCCACUGCCAAUUAUAAGAUGGUAUCAAAAGCCCGUAUGGACCACAGUGUGUCUCCCUUUAUGAGAAAAGGUAUUGCGGGUGACUGGAAAAAUCACUUUACCGUGGCCCAGAAUGAGGCAUUUGACUCAGAUUAUAAAGAGAAGAUGAAGGGAUCGACACUGCAGUUCCGAACAGAAAUCUGAAGCAGCAGUAGCUUCCUUCCCCCAUCUGUCUUAGGUGUUUAGUUGGCUUGGACAAGGGAGAAAUUGAAAUUAAAUGGGGACACCAAAGCAAACAGCAACUGUUAACUACUUUCAAUAUAAUUUUUUCCAUAUGUUUCUAUUUUUGUGGGGUAUUCAGUUCCAUAAUUGCCAUUUGGAUAAUGCAGAUGGGACUUCAAGCCCCACCCCUCUGGACUGUCACUAGGAUCAGUGAUGGUUUCAGUUGCUGUGCGCUGAGAUUCUCACAUAACCGCAUGACUCCAGGGGCUGGGGCUUGAAGAAAACCCACCAAAUAUCAUGUGUCUUGUGAUAAAAUCACAAGAGAUGGCAAUACUGAGGUAAGACUCCACCAGAGGGAUUAUGCAGCCACUAUCAUUAGCAAACAACAGCAAGGUAUCGUUGGGAAUCUUGGCCUCAGUUUUUAAGGACUCAUUUACAAGGCCCUACACAGUAAACUACAUGGUACUGAGUUUGUCUACUAUACCUGAAAAGCUGAGCCGAGCCUGCUGUGACUCAAACCAGCAGGUUCCAGAAAGUCUAUAUAUGCCAAAACUGAUGUGUAGACUGUUAGGUGCUUUGAGAUGAAAAGCACUGUAGAUAUUAAGAGGUGCCCUGCAAAAGAGUCAUUCAUUCAAACUGCAUAUAUAUGUCAAAUGUGCCUGCUUAUGAGCGCACACACAGAUUAAAGGCUGUAAAUCUGA